Messenger RNA from Larimichthys crocea (large yellow croaker), 1136 nucleotides. It is a transcript of the gene pttg1, whose product is annotated as PTTG1 regulator of sister chromatid separation, securin. The transcript has 6 exons. The coding region runs from base 155 to 709 and encodes 184 amino acids. NCBI's taxonomy places the organism in Eukaryota, Metazoa, Chordata, Actinopteri, Sciaenidae. The record is from RefSeq and is a predicted model, not a curated record. Gene Ontology annotation, biological process: homologous chromosome segregation; chromosome organization. Gene Ontology annotation, cellular component: nucleus; cytoplasm.
AAAGAAGCCGCGGCGCGUGCACAUUAAUUUCAGACCAUAACAACUUUCUGACCUGAGAGCGACCGGCAGAGACGGUUACCACAGAUCACCGAGGUAACACUGACGCAGGUGUAUCAAGGUUAACGUGACUGGUUGCAGUUUUCAUCACAAUACAAUGGCCAACAUAAUCUUUGCAGAGCGUGAAAAUGCACGUCUUCAUCCACCUGCUCUGAAAAUGCGACAGCGGCUUCAGUCUGCUCCAGAGAAACUGAGAUCUCCUAUGACUGCCAAAACCUUUACCACUCCUUUGCCAUCUGGUCGUAAGGCUUUUGGUGCAGUCAACAAAAAAGUCUCCACCCCUGCUGUCAAUGUACAGGAGAAGAAACUCCUAAAGCCACAGGAAACUAAAGUCAAACAAGCUGCUUGUACCAAAGUGGAGGAAUAUCCAGAAAUUGAGAAGUUCAUCCCUUAUGACCCUCUAGAGUUUGAGAAGUACAGUGUACCUGAGGAUCUGAUUCCUCUCAGCGGCUUUGCUCUGCCUGGACUGGCGAGUUUCCCACAAGCUCCACAUCUAUAUGAGGAGGACCUGGAAAAGUUUGAUCCACUCCCAAACCUGUCACCUGUAAAAAUGCCAAAACAUUCAGAUUAUUGCUCAGAGCUCGACGCCUUUCUUCAAACACUCGACGAGCUGACUGUUGAACUUCCUCCAGAGUUUGUUACUGACUGUUAAUGCAUGUGUGGGUCAUGACUACAUUUUCUUUAACUGAAAUAAAGUUUGUUUUAUCUGUUUUUAUCCCUGCUAUCUCUGAUUUGCUCUGACACAGUUUAACUGCGGAGAGUGAAUGAGUACAUUUCCUGUCAUAUGGUACAGUUUGAGACAAAUGUUGAACUUAAACUCUAGUGUAUUUAUGACUUUACUAGUUACUUUGCAUGUUUAGAUCAAUAAUACAAAAUAUCACUUAUGGUGCACUGUACAGACUUGUGUAGUCUCCCUACAGAUUGCAUUGAGUAUUUGUGAGAUUAAAAGGCUUAGAUAAGAAAACUAAACACUUUCUGAUGUCAUACUGUUUAUGGUUUCAUUAAUCUGUUAAUUAUUGACUGUAGACAAACUGUACAAAUGCUGUAUAAACUAUCCAAAUAAAGUGUUGCCCUCUAUU